AUGUCUGAUUAUCCUUUGCAUCAAGCGUGCAUGGAAAAUGAAUUUUUCAAGGUGCAAGAGCUACUCCACUCCAAACCUCCCUUGUUGCUACAGAAGGACCAAGAUGGCAGAAUCCCUUUACAUUGGUCAGUUUCCUUCCAAGCACAUGAAAUUACCAGUUUUUUGCUAUCUAAAAUGGAAAAUGUUAAUUUGGAUGAUUAUCCAGAUGAUUCCGGAUGGACACCUUUUCAUAUUGCUUGUUCAGUGGGGAAUUUGGACGUGGUAAAGUCUCUUUAUGAUAGGCCCCUCAAGCCUGAUCUGAAUAAGAUCACUAAUCAAGGAGUUACAUGCUUGCACUUGGCGGUUGGUAAAAAAUGGUUUGAAGUGUCGCAAUUUUUAAUUGAUAAUGGUGCGUCCGUAAGAAUUAAAGAUAAAUUUAAUCAAAUUCCACUACACAGAGCUGCGUCAGUAGGUUCUUUGAAAUUAAUUGAAUUGUUAUGCGGUUUGGGCAAAAGCCCAGUGAAUUGGCAGGAUAAGCAAGGUUGGACCCCAUUAUUUCACGCUUUGGCUGAAGGGCACGCAGAUGCCGCCGUAUUGUUAGUAGAAAAGUAUAAUGCAGAAUACGAUCUCGUAGAUAAUAAAGGCGCUAAGGCUGAAGAUGUUGCCCUUAAUGAACAAGUUAAAAAGUUUUUCCUAAAUAAUGUAUAA
Molecule: messenger RNA, 687 nt
Organism: Saccharomyces paradoxus
Lineage: Eukaryota; Fungi; Ascomycota; Saccharomycetes; Saccharomycetales; Saccharomycetaceae
Gene: NAS6
Product: Nas6p
Exons: 1
Coding region: 1-687 (228 amino acids)
Molecular function (GO): protein binding
Source: RefSeq, a predicted model, not a curated record